Messenger RNA from Glarea lozoyensis ATCC 20868, 1533 nucleotides. RefSeq names its product Zn-dependent exopeptidase. The transcript is spliced from 4 exons. Gene Ontology annotation, molecular function: metalloexopeptidase activity. Lineage: Eukaryota; Fungi; Ascomycota; Leotiomycetes; Helotiales; Helotiaceae. Gene Ontology annotation, biological process: proteolysis. The coding region runs from base 1 to 1533 and encodes 510 amino acids. The record is from RefSeq and is a predicted model, not a curated record.
AUGAAAGGUCUUCAAUCAAUCAUCCUGAGUACAGUGUCGCUGGCGGCUGUUGUAGUUGCAUCGCCUCCGCUGCCAUCAUACAAUGCUCCUCGCGCUGGGCCGAAAUUUGUGACCUCUGAAAACCUUCAGAGGGACAUCAGUGAACAGGCAUUGAUGAAAAAUCUUGAAAACUUGCAAAAGAUUGCGGAUCGCAACAAUGGCAAUCGAGCUUUUGGCCUAUCCGGUUAUGCCGAAUCGGUGGACUUUAUUAAAGACCGCUUAGAGAAGCACACUGCAACCUCAACGUAUUAUGUCCAAGACUUCCCUGGACUAUUCAGCAUCGUUGAGUCCAUUGACUUCACCGUCAGCAAUGUGAGCUACCAUGUCUUUGGAUUGACAUACUCACCAUCCACCUCGGCUGCUGGUCUCACUCUACCACUUGUUCUUGGGCCGACAGGUGCUCCAGGUUGUACUGUCGAGGGUUACGCUGGUUUUAAUGUGACUGGAAAAAUUGUCCUAGUCGAGCGUGGUACCUGCCCUACUGGAGGAACUCUCGCUGGCCGUAUCCGUCCUGCAGCUGCUGCGGGUGCUGCUGCCGUUAUUAUCUAUAACAACGUGAAUGCUCAUACUACUGCCGGUACACUUUCAGCGCCUGAUCCAGACCACUUCGUUCCUGGUGGGUUUAUCGACCGCGUAGAUGGUCUGCCGUUGGUCGCGAGAAUUACUGCUGGGGAGACAAUCACAGCUCACUUCCAACAGACUCAAAUAGUUGAGACCAGAAUCUCUCAGAAUGUCAUUGCCGAAACUAAAGGUGGCGAUCCCAAAAAUGUCCUUAUGCUCGGUGCCCAUUUGGACAGUGUCCAAGCCGGGCCAGGCAUUAACGAUGACGGAUCCGGCACGACCCUUAUUCUAGAGCUCUUCACAGCGUUACAAAGCUACCAAACAAACCUCAAAGUCCGCUUCGCCUGGUGGGGCGCCGAAGAGAACGGACUUGUGGGAUCUCGAUACUACACCGCCAACAUGGGCACCGCCAAUGUGACUAACCUCCUCGCCUACCUUAACUUCGACAUGGUAUCUAAAGGAUUCUUCGGUGUCUUCGAUGGAGACGGAUCUACCUAUGGCCUCGUUGGUCCAUCUGGAUCUGAAGUUAUCGAGAAGAUCUUCGUGGACGACCUGACCUCAAAGGGACUGUCAGUGACACCAGCCGCGUUCAGUGGUGGCAGCGAUUAUGCGAGUUUCUUGGACAACUUGAAGAAACCAGUUGGUGGUCUCUUCACUGGAACUGGGGAAGCAGAAGAUCCAUGUUAUCACCAAGCAUGUGAUACCUAUGCAAAUCCAAACUCGACUGUUCUGGCUAUCAAUGCAAAGACUGCAGCACAUGUUUUAGCUACCCUCGCUCUUAAUGGUAAAAGACUUAUUCCCAAAGCACCAGUCGCCAGAAGUGAGACUAUUGGAGAAACGCAGCUCUUUGCUCCAAGAGGGCUGGAGUGGACCGACACAGCUGAUCUCGAGGGACAAGAAGGGCAUGCUGGAAGUUGCGGUCACGAUGUCUAG